Eimeria mitis is the source of this 540-nucleotide messenger RNA. RefSeq lists its product as uncharacterized. NCBI's taxonomy places the organism in Eukaryota, Apicomplexa, Conoidasida, Eucoccidiorida, Eimeriidae. Bases 1 to 540 code for a protein of 179 amino acids. The record is from RefSeq and is a predicted model, not a curated record. The transcript is spliced from 6 exons.
AUGCUGGCGGGGCGGGCGGAGCUGCAGCAGCAAAAGCGCGACGAAGUGAAGGCGCUGCUGCAGCAGAAAAGGCAGCAGAUGCAGCACAUCCAGGAGGAGCUGGAGGAGAAACUGCGGCCGCAGCACGCUGCUGCUGUUGCUGCAUAUUCUGCUGCUCAGCAGCAGCACGCUCAGCUGCAGCAGCAGCAGCAGCAGCUGCAGCAGCGCUCCUCCCUUUCAGGUGUAUCUGCAGCAGCAAGACAAGCAGCAAUUAAAGAAAGGCUCAGAGAAACGGAGCAGCAGCAAAAAGCAGAAGCAGCACAGGACAGACACAACAAACGAAAGGUUCAGGAGUUAAGAGAAGAGGCAGAAGCAGCAGAAAAGAAAGCAGCAGCAGCAGCAGCAGCUGCUGCUGCUGCUGCAGCAACAAUGGAAGCUGCAACGCGAGAUAUAGCCAAGCUAAAAGCGCCUCUAGAAGAAGUGGUGGAGCAGCUGCGGCAGCAGCAGGCGGCGCUAUCGACGCUGCUGCAGCAGCGCAGCGCCUUCAGGUUCAGGAGUUAA